Molecule: messenger RNA, 1647 nt
Organism: Bemisia tabaci
Lineage: Eukaryota; Metazoa; Arthropoda; Insecta; Hemiptera; Aleyrodidae
Source: RefSeq, a predicted model, not a curated record
AAAAAGUGUUGGCAUUAUUGAAGAAGAAGAGUUGCAUCCAUCUUUAGUAUUGCAUGUGCAAUAUUCGAUAAAAAUAUUAAAGGAGCCAGUUCUCAUCAAACAGUACCGUUCAUCACCUCCGAUCCCUGGUUCUCCAAGGAGAAACGCUGGAGUUUUUCCAAAAGCCUCCUUGAAAAUCCUAUUUGUCCAUGGGUCCUACUUAUGUGCUUGGCAUUUUAAUUGAAAAACUUUGAUUUUUCAAUGAAUCUUUAAAUAAAUAAAUCUAAAGACAAUCUGUGAUUUCUACUACAAUCUACUUGACCAAGCACAGCUAUUGAUACAGGAUGGAACGACUAAGUUGUAAUUUACUUAAUUUAUGAUCUGAGUCUAUGAAACUCUGGAGCUAUUCCAUGGCUGCGGUCCCAAAACGUUCACAAUGUCUGCUCGUUCGCAGAUUAUUUAGUUAGCUUACUCGACAACGUUGAAACUUACUUGAGGACGUUGAAUCAUUGUCAAACAGCUUCAUUUCUGGACAAGGAAUUAGGAAUGAUGAGUUCUGAAAAAGCAACGUCCUAUGGAAGUAAUCCGUUAGAGCAGUUUUUACUUCUUGCUAAAUCUGCUAAAGGCAGUGCUGCAGCAGAAUUGGUGAAAGAAGUCCUUGGUGCUCCUGGAAUCAACACUUUUGGAGAACUAAUGGACAUGCCGAACAUACAAGAACUGAAAGAUGGACCGAAUGCCAAGUACUACAAUGCUUUGUAUAUUUUCACCCAUGGUACUUACAAGCAGUAUUUGCAGAAUCAAAGUGAGCUUCCAGAACUAUCACCUCCCCAAAAGAAAAAACUACAGAAUCUAACUCUAGUUACCCUAGCGUCUAAAAUGAAAUGCAUCCCAUAUUCACUGCUUCAAGAAGAACUCGACAUCCAGAAUGUUAAAGAUCUAGAGGACUCAAUUAUCGAGGCCAUUUAUGCUGACAUAAUAGUCGGAAAAAUGGAUCGUAAAAAUUCUGUUCUAGAAGUAGAUUCCACCAUAGGUCGCGAUGUUAGGCCAGAGGAAUUAGAUUCAAUUGUAAAUACAUUGAAAAAUUGGUGUGAAUCUUGCGAAACUAUGUUAUCCAGUAUUGAUACUCAAAUCCGAAACGCAAACAAAGAGAAAAACCGGCAACUCACCCAUAAAAGUAUGAUUGAGAAAGAAAUUCAAAAUAUUAAAAUAACAUUAAAGUCUCAGAGUAAAGACACUGAUGAAGCUAUGACUUCUGAUUUUCGAGAAGCCUCUGCCCAAGUUGGAGAUAAAGGAAGAAAAAAUCUCAAAUUAAGAGUCAACCGAGGGGCUGGAAAGUUCUGGACUAGUAAAUCAUGAAUGUAACAAAUUUUUUUGAACAAUUUAUUUAUUCUUGAAACCUUUUGUCAAAUUGACAUGUGACCUGGAAUUAAGAACUAUGAAAAAACUACCAUCAAUUGAAUGGAGAAUUUUUUCCUUCAGUCGAGUCUCUUGAAUUUCCUUGAAUGUCCAGUAUUUUUGCUCGCUAUAACUGGCUCCCUUGUAGUAUUAAGUUGUCCUCCCUUAAAUUCAACCAACCAAAUUAUGAACAUAAAUACUUUAUUCUUGAUUUUUUCAAUCAUUUGUAAGCUGGUAAUCUAGAAAUAAAGUUUUAUACUUGUUCCUUUUUCA